AUGGGGCGCCAUCCCGAUCCCCCAGAUGGAAGCGUUUUACCAACCUCCAGCCACACCCUUCCCCCGUACCUGAAUACCGGCGACACAAUAGAUAAGCAGACGCUACUAAUGAAAGCAACCAACGACAUAGGAGAACAGUGCUUGCCGAGCAACCCAUUUAUAAUUCACCAAUCGGUUGAAGCGGUGCUUGGAACCGACCCGACAAAGGUUAUCACGGCAUCUAAAGAAGCCGGUGGCACGCGAAAUGUUCUACGUACAACCUCUAAAAAAGUGUACAAUGCGUUGAUUGCCAUGAAAACACUCAUCAACGGACAAGCCAUUGAGGUUAUACCUCACCCGACUCUUAAUAUAGUACAGGGAAUUAUUUUUUAUAUCGACACCAAAAAUUUAAGUAGUGAAGAAUUGGUUAGAAAAUUGAACAGCCAAAAUGUUGUUGCAGUACGGAGAAUAACCAACACGGUGGACGGUAAUCAAAGAAACACACCUCUAGCUAUUCUAUCAUUCUUAGGCUCCUAUUUGCCGGAACACAUUUAUAUAGGUCUGAUAAGAACCGCUGUUCGACAGUAUUACCCAUACCCCCUCUUAUGCUACAACUGUGGUAAAUUUGGGCACGGUAGCCGCUCCUGCUCCCAGCCACCAGCCUGCCUAAACUGUAGCGGCACUCACACAUCAAACAAAGAAAACCCCUGUAACGCACCCAGCAAAUGUGGGAAUUGUAGUGGCAAUCACCCAACACGUUACCGCAAAUGCCCAGCUUAUAUGAAAGAAGAAGAAAUAAUCAAACUGAAAGUCACCAAGAAUAUAUCUUUUUCGGAAGCAAGAGCCUUUUUCAAAAAUAACACGAGCGAGCCUAGCUAUGCUGAUACCGUCAAAAAUCGCCUCGACUCGAAUAGAGAUGAAAAAGAUCGCACAAUAAACCUCCUACGAGAAGAAAUCACCAAACUCCGCGAAUACCAAAAAGCUGAUAAAGAAAAGGACACCCUGAUACAACAACUGAAGACGCAACUUGCUGAAGCAAAAUCACAACACCUCGAAGUACUCAGUGAAAUGAUAGCGCUACGCAAAGCCUUCACUUCCCUAUCGAAACAAAACAUACAUACCGACACCCUCAAGAAAAACACACGGAUUGAUUCAGUACCACUAACCAACAAACAACCAACUGAAGUGAGCCCAAAAAACAACACGCAGAUAGCAUCUAACCAAGCAACAAUCGAAAGCAUGCAACACCAAACUCGCAAUAGUAAAAAAAAAAAUAAGCAACCUGGCAGCAGAACCGACCGUCCAGACAAUCGCGCAGUAAAACAAGAUCUGUUAUGA
Malaya genurostris is the source of this 1317-nucleotide messenger RNA. RefSeq lists its product as uncharacterized. The transcript has a single exon. The record is from RefSeq and is a predicted model, not a curated record. Lineage: Eukaryota; Metazoa; Arthropoda; Insecta; Diptera; Culicidae. Gene Ontology annotation, molecular function: nucleic acid binding; zinc ion binding. The coding region runs from base 1 to 1317 and encodes 438 amino acids.